UUGAGACACUCAGUUUGUAGAAAAGUUUUAUGAACGAAUCAGCUUUCGGAUGCCACUUUCACAUCCCCUUAAUGACAUUAUGUCGCAAGACUGGCGGCACCGACUUCUAUGACGACUUGCGAAUGCCGCCACUGUGGCGGCACCGACUUCUACGACGACUUACGAAUGCCGCCACUGUGGCGGCACCAACUUCUACGACAACUUAUGAAUGCCGCCACUGUGGCGGCCCCGACUUCUAUGACGGCUUGCGAAUGCUGCUACUGUGGCGGCACCGACUUCUACGACGACUUGCAAAUGCCGCCACUGUGGCGGCACCGACUUCUACGACGACUUGCGAAUGGCGGCACCGACUUCUACGACGACUUACGAAUGCCGCCACUGUGGCGGCAUCGACUUCUACGACGACUUGCGAAUGCCGCCACUGUGGCGGCAUCGACUUCUACGACGACUUGCGAAUGCCGCCACUGUGGCGGCAUUGACUUCUACGACGACUUGCGAAUGCCGCCAUUGUGGCGGCACCGACUUCUAUGUCGACUUGCGAAUGCCGCCACUGGGGCGGCACCGACUUCUAUGACGAUUUGCGAAUGCCGCCAUUGUGGCGGCAUCGACCACAAAGGGUUAACGCGCCGCGCUUUGAGGGUCACUCGAUUCGCUCAAUGGGACGACGGUGUUUGUCCAAUAAGGACGAGUCGCUUCACCGAAAUUUAGGAUAUACAUGUAUAUCUUGUAGGGAAGUCAAGGAUACGUUUCGGAUGGCUCGUAUCGAGUUGGUCGAUACGAUCGCGGGGAGAGAGGAAUCUUGUACACUGGGAGACAUCAAUGCCCUCCCAUCCUGCACAGGCGAUGUCGUACCUGGAGGGGAGGCAUUCAUGUCCAC
Orussus abietinus is the source of this 877-nucleotide messenger RNA. RefSeq lists its product as uncharacterized. NCBI's taxonomy places the organism in Eukaryota, Metazoa, Arthropoda, Insecta, Hymenoptera, Orussidae. The transcript has 2 exons. The record is from RefSeq and is a predicted model, not a curated record. Bases 109 to 708 code for a protein of 199 amino acids.